CCGGGAAGUGACGUAUUACAAAUGGACAGCGAGGCUCGAUAAACAUGGAUGCGACGGUGGUUACAGAAACUGUCCAGGAGAGAGCCGAAAGACUCCGAGAGUUGACGGACUUCACGGAGAAAUGCCAGAAACAAUUGCGGGAUAUUUAUAAAUUGCUCAACUGGUCACCGGAGCUCACAAACCAGAAACAGCAAGAGAUGGUGACCUGUCCGUUCGACUCGGGCCACAGAGUUCCACUGCAGACUCUGGAGAGACACAAACACAGCUGCAGCCUGCGGAAGAUGGGCUACACACCUGAGGAGCAGGCAGAGAUGUGCGACUCCUCAGUGUGUUAUGAGAACAAGGCAGCAGUGAGAAGCUUCAUCAUGGACGAUGUUACACAGCAGCAAGUGAUCCAGAAGGCCCGGGCCGCAGCGCCACUCAUGAAGAUGGAGGGUGUUUUCUGGCAAGGUCAGUUCUCCAGUGGACACAUCCAUGUUCCUCAGAACCACAAGCGGGCCAUAUGCGAUCUCACUGUGGCCGACCGGCUGGCUCUCUAUGAUCAUGUGACCCAGAGCCUCAACAGUCAGAAGGACCCUUCCCAGUCAGGCUCAGAAGAUCUCUACGUGGACCUGGUGAAGAAGCUUCAGAAAGAUGAAGAGCAGACAGAGCCCAAGUCUCAGCUGGAGCUGAUGGCUGAGAUGAGAGACUACAAGCGGCGGCGACAGUCGUACCGGGCCAAGAAUGUCCACAUCACCAAGAAGUCGUAUACUGAGGUGAUCAGGGAGGUGAUCGCCGUGCACUCAGCAGAGCUGGCUCGCCAGUGGUCGCAGGAAGAGGAAGAGGGCGGAGCCGCAUCGGACGUGUGUCUCAGGGACAAGAGGCACGAGCGGCGCCAUGGCGAACGCCGCCGUGAGCGAUCCAGCUCGUCGGAGUCGGGUCACAGUAGAGAGAGAAGUGAUGUUGAGCACAGAGAGAGGAAGAGGAGGAAGAGCGACGAGAAGAAGAAGAAGAAGAAGAAGGCAGCUAAGAAGAAGAAGAGGAAGGAGGACUGAGAGCACUGCCACUGACAUGUUUGAGUGAAACUAAGCAAAGGUCAAUAAACAUUUUGAG
Synchiropus splendidus (mandarinfish) is the source of this 1092-nucleotide messenger RNA. RefSeq names its product small nuclear ribonucleoprotein 48 (U11/U12) (gene snrnp48). NCBI's taxonomy places the organism in Eukaryota, Metazoa, Chordata, Actinopteri, Syngnathiformes, Callionymidae. Bases 45 to 1034 code for a protein of 329 amino acids. Gene Ontology annotation, cellular component: U12-type spliceosomal complex; nucleoplasm; cytosol. The record is from RefSeq and is a predicted model, not a curated record. The transcript has 9 exons.